Echinostoma caproni is the source of this 864-nucleotide messenger RNA. The record is from the annotation of a GenBank genome assembly. Lineage: Eukaryota; Metazoa; Platyhelminthes; Trematoda; Plagiorchiida; Echinostomatidae.
GGCAUUAACACUACUGGGAAGUUGGUUGAACUCCACGGCUGGAAUCAUUUGACUGAAGAAAACAAAUUAACCUUGACCAAGUACUCGGAUAUAGCACCUAAAUGGUUUGCUCAAUUGGAUUAUGUUCAAGAUUCCCAUCCAGUUGCUUGCGAACAACCAGGGAAUAUCAAUCGACAAAUAAAAGGGUUCUCCCUGCUCAUCGAUUCCGAGUCUUGUGAUGAUGAAUGGACUCCAUCCACAAAGAGCAGUCCAGCAGAAGAAUUGGAUAGUGCCAGCACUCGGAGCAGUCGGUCAACGAGCAGCAGUCGGGCCGCAAGUUUCGUGGACGAGGACGAUGCCAACGUUCUGGGCAUCACAGAGUUGCCUUCAGUAUGCGCAUCCGGUAACUGGACGCAUGUUAUGCAUAGUAAUGACUGUCAGAAGUCAAACGAGUCGAAUGGUUUCGACGGACAUGAAUCUGAAGGUCGCACUCCACUUUCUGUUCGCUCUCGUGUUACAGAUGUCACCGGAAGCUGGGCGAAUAAUUUGGAGGUUUCCAGUGAGCCUUCUGAAGUAAAAUCCCAAUCGAUAGACAACUGCAGUUUAGUAUCACAGGAUGAUGAAAAUUCGGCUAUCGACGUCCCGCAUACUGAGCUUCAAAGUUUACUAUCUGACAGUGUUACUCCGCUACACAUAAUUUUGCAACCUUAUGUAGACAAUGGUUGGGAGGUCCCCCAACCGGUGGUCUGCGGAUUGGGCGGCGCAUGCAAGGAUCAAGAUAACAACAGGUGUCCCGGAAUAGUAACUCCGACUGAAGUAAGCGACGCUGGCAUAAUAAGUUCUUGUUCUUUCACAAUCGUUCCACUUGAAUAUUAUUAUUUUUGA